Molecule: messenger RNA, 3234 nt
Organism: Nannospalax galili (Upper Galilee mountains blind mole rat)
Lineage: Eukaryota; Metazoa; Chordata; Mammalia; Rodentia; Spalacidae
Gene: Hyou1
Product: hypoxia up-regulated 1
Exons: 25
Coding region: 1-3000 (999 amino acids)
Biological process (GO): endoplasmic reticulum unfolded protein response; cellular response to hypoxia; negative regulation of hypoxia-induced intrinsic apoptotic signaling pathway
Cellular component (GO): endoplasmic reticulum chaperone complex
Molecular function (GO): ATP binding; ATP-dependent protein folding chaperone
Source: RefSeq, a predicted model, not a curated record
AUGGCAGCCACAGUAAGAAGGCAGAGACCAAGGAGGCUACCUUGCUGGGCCUUGUUGGCUAUCCUCUUGGCAGACCUGUUGACACUGAGUGACACAUUGGCUGUGAUGUCUGUGGACCUGGGCAGUGAAUCUAUGAAGGUGGCCAUUGUAAAACCUGGCGUCCCCAUGGAGAUUGUAUUGAACAAGGAAUCUCGGAGGAAAACUCCUGUGACUGUGAGCCUGAAAGAAAAUGAAAGGUUCUUAGGAGACAGUGCAGCGAGCAUGGCUAUCAAGAACCCAAAGGCUACACUCCGUUAUUUCCAGAACCUCCUAGGGAAGCAGGCAGAUAACCCUCACGUGGCCCUUUAUCAGGACCGUUUCCCGGAACAUGAGCUAAGCAUUGACCCACAGAGGCAGACUGUGCGCUUUCAGAUCAGCCCACAGCUGCAGUUCUCUCCUGAGGAAGUACUGGGCAUGGUUCUCAACUACUCCCGUUCCCUGGCUGAAGAUUUUGCAGAGCAACCCAUCAAGGAUGCAGUGAUCACUGUGCCAGCCUUCUUCAACCAGGCUGAGCGCCGAGCUGUGCUGCAGGCUGCCCGCAUGGCUGGCCUGAAAGUGCUGCAGCUCAUCAAUGAUAACACUGCCACUGCCCUCAGCUAUGGUGUCUUCCGCCGGAAAGAUAUCAACGCCACUGCACAGAAUGUCAUGUUCUAUGACAUGGGCUCAGGCAGUACUGUGUGUACCAUCGUGACCUACCAAACAGUGAAGACCAAGGAGGCUGGGGUCCAGCCACAGCUGCAGAUCCGGGGUGUCGGAUUUGACCGCAGCCUGGGUGGCCUGGAGAUGGAGCUUCGACUUCGGGAACACUUGGCUGGGCUCUUCAAUGAACAGCGCAAGGGCCAGAAAGCCAAAGAUGUCCGGGAAAACCCACGUGCCAUGGCCAAGCUGCUACGGGAGGCCAAUCGGCUCAAAACUGUCCUGAGUGCCAAUGCUGACCACAUGGCCCAGAUUGAGGGCUUGAUGGAUGAUGUAGACUUCAAGGCAAAAGUGACUCGAGUGGAGUUUGAGGAGUUGUGUGCAGACUUAUUUGAGCGGGUACCUGGUCCUGUCCAGCACGCCCUCCAGAGUGCUGAGAUGAGCUUGGAUGAGAUCGAGCAGGUGAUCCUGGUGGGUGGGGCCACUCGAGUUCCCAAAGUUCAAGAGGUGCUGCUGAAGGCUGUGGGCAAGGAGGAGCUAGGGAAGAACAUCAAUGCAGAUGAAGCAGCUGCCAUGGGGGCUGUGUACCAGGCAGCAGCACUCAGCAAAGCCUUCAAGGUGAAGCCAUUUGUUGUUCGUGAUGCUGUCAUCUACCCCAUCCUGGUGGAGUUCACAAGGGAGGUGGAGGAGGAGCCUGGAGUUCGCAGCCUGAAGCACAAUAAACGUGUGCUCUUCUCCCGCAUGGGACCCUAUCCUCAACGCAAAGUCAUUACCUUUAACCGCUACAGCCAUGAUUUCAACUUUCACAUCAACUACGGUGACCUGGGCUUCCUGGGGCCUGAGGAUCUUCGGGUAUUUGGAUCCCAGAAUCUGACCAUGGUGAAGCUUAAAGGUGUGGGUGAGAGCUUCAAGAAAUAUCCCGACUAUGAAUCCAAGGGCAUCAAGGCACACUUCAACCUAGAUGAGAGUGGUGUGCUCAGUUUAGACAGGGUGGAGUCUGUGUUUGAGACCCUGGUGGAGGACAGUCCAGAAGAGGAAUCUACUCUCACCAAACUUGGCAACACCAUAUCUAGCCUAUUUGGAGGCAGUACGUCAUCAGACGCCAAAGAGAAUGGUACUGAUGCUGUCCAGGAGGAAGAGGAGAGCCCUGCCGAGGUGAGCAAGGACGAGCCUGGAGAGCAGGGGGAGCUUAAGGAGGAAGCUGAGGCCCCAGUGGAAGACACCUCUCAGCCUCCACCCCCUGAGCCUAAGGGUGACGCAGCCCCUGAGGGAGAAAAGUCUACUGAAAAAGAAAGUGGAGACAAGUCCGAGGCCCAGAAGCCCAAUGAGAAGGGGCAGGCAGGGCCUGAGGGCAUUCCACCAGCUCCUGAGGAAGAGAAAAAGCAGAAACCUGCCCGGAAACAGAAAAUGAUAGAGGAGAUAGGCGUGGAUCUGGCUGUUCUGGACCUACCUGACUUGCCGGAGGAUGAGCUGGCUCGUUCUGUGCAAAAGCUUGAGGAUUUGACUCUCCGAGACCUAGAAAAACAGGAACGGGAGAAAGCUGCCAAUAGCUUGGAAGCUUUUAUCUUUGAGACCCAGGACAAGUUAUACCAGCCUGAGUACCAGGAAGUGUCCACCGAGGGACAGCGGGAGGAGAUCUCUGGGAAACUCAGUGCUACAUCUGCCUGGCUGGAAGAUGAGGGAUUUGGGGCCACCACUGUGAUGUUGAAGGAGAAGCUUGCUGAACUGAGAAAGCUGUGCCAAGGGCUGUUUUUUCGAGUGGAAGAGCGUAAGAAAUGGCCUGAACGGCUUUCUGCUCUGGACAGUCUCCUCAACCAUUCCAGUAUUUUCCUCAAGGGUGCCCGGCUCAUCCCAGAGAUGGACCAGAUCUUCACUGAUGUGGAGAUGACAACAUUAGAGAAAGUCAUCAAUGAGACCUGGGCCUGGAAGAAUGCAACUAUGGCUGAGCAGGCCAGGCUUCCCGCCACAGAGAAGCCUGUGCUGCUUUCAAAAGACAUUGAGGCCAAGAUGAUGGCCCUGGACCGUGAGGUGCAGUAUCUGCUCAAUAAAGCCAAGUUCGCCAAACCUCGGCCACGGCCCAAGGACAAAAAUGACACCCGAACAGAACCUCCUGCCAAUGCCAGUGCCAGUGACCAGGGGGAGAAGGUCAUCCCACCCACAGGCCAGACUGAAGAGGCAAAGCUCACUUCAGAACCUGACAAAAAAGAAACUGGCUCGGAACCAGCAGACUCUGAGCCUUUGGAGUUAGGAGGUCCUGGAGCAGAAUCUGAACAGAAGGAGCAACCAGCAGGACAGAAGCAGCCUUUGAGGAAUGAUGAACUAUAACCCCACCUCCAGUCUCCCCACUUGCCUCCAGCCCCUUUUCCUACCGCCUCUAUUUAUUGCGUAUCAGGGUCGGGGCAGGGAUUGGUCCUGCCCUUGGCUGCUCAAGUUCCUUCUCUAACCUGGGACAGAAAGGUGGCUGCCACUCAACAGUUCUUUCUGGAGUAGCACCAUGAGUAAAACCUGAUUUUGUUCUGUCCCCAGCCCCACCCUCUGGUCUCUAACCCAUCUGGCCCU